Messenger RNA from Drosophila mojavensis, 720 nucleotides. Its product is annotated as translocator protein. Lineage: Eukaryota; Metazoa; Arthropoda; Insecta; Diptera; Drosophilidae. Bases 1 to 543 code for a protein of 180 amino acids. The record is from RefSeq and is a predicted model, not a curated record. The transcript has 2 exons. Gene Ontology annotation, cellular component: mitochondrial outer membrane.
AUGGCUGAAGAAAACACAACUAAAACUGCAUUGAGAAUUGCGGGUGCGGUCCUCUUGCCAAAUCUAGGAGGCAUGAUUAAUGGCCGAUUGACGCGCAAUCAUUUGAAGAACUGGUAUGCCAAUCUAAACUUUCCAUCGUUCAGGCCGCCAAACUGGGUGUUUGCUCCCGUUUGGACAUCGCUCUACGCUGGCAUGGGCUAUGCUUCUUACCUGGUGUGGCGCGACGGCGGCGGCUUCAGCGGCGAUGCCCAGUUGCCCUUGAUCGCCUAUGGCACUCAGCUGGCGCUGAACUGGGCGUGGACUCCGAUAUUCUUUGGCAAGCAUAGCAUUAAGGGCGGGCUUAUUGACAUUGUUGCGCUUACGGCAACGGCAGGCGCAUGUGGACUGCUCUUCUAUCGCAUCAAUCAGACGGCCGGUCUUUUGUUUUUGCCAUACAUGGCCUGGUUGGGAUUUGCCACUGCAUUGAACUAUGCCAUGUGGAAGCUGAAUCCUGAGCAGCCCAAUCAAGGUGAGCAAGCUGCUCCGUCGCGCAAGCAGCAAUAAUUGCUGAUUGAUACAGGUCAUAAGGUUUUUGUUUUAAAAUGUUUAUUUUUCGAUAGAAAAUGUAAUCGUCACAAAAUAAAAUCGCAUCGGCAUUAUCGAUAAGUUGCAGAGUUGCAUAUGCGGCACACUGUCCAUCAUUCUGCUUCUUCAUCUUCGCCGAACGUUAAUUUUUGAAAA